Choloepus didactylus (southern two-toed sloth) is the source of this 1845-nucleotide messenger RNA. It is a transcript of the gene ST6GALNAC1, whose product is annotated as ST6 N-acetylgalactosaminide alpha-2,6-sialyltransferase 1. The record is from RefSeq and is a predicted model, not a curated record. The coding region runs from base 1 to 1845 and encodes 614 amino acids. Gene Ontology annotation, molecular function: alpha-N-acetylgalactosaminide alpha-2,6-sialyltransferase activity. The transcript is spliced from 9 exons. NCBI's taxonomy places the organism in Eukaryota, Metazoa, Chordata, Mammalia, Pilosa, Megalonychidae.
AUGAGGGCCUGCCUGCGGAGACUCGGUCGCUUGGGCCAGGCAGUCCAGUGGCCCUUGCUCUGGGCUUUGCUGCUCUUCUUCCUCUUCGUUGUGCCUUCCUUCAUUAAGGAGCCCAAAACGAAGCCUUCCAGGUAUCAAGAUACGGUGAAACUGAGAGAAAGGUCUGCAGAGUCACUACGAAAGGCUGACUCCCAGACACACACAAUGGGAAGGACAACUGUCCAUAUAGAGUCCCUGCAAGGGAACAGUGCACGUGACAUGUGGCUCGAGACCACAGGCCACACUGCCAAAGAGAACAGGACAGCAGAGGCCAAGCGGUCCUUGGCAGCGGAGGCACCGGCAGAGGGGCAAGGCAAGAUGACCGCCACGGCAAAGACCGUGUUACUGAAGAGUCGGGAAAAGGAGAAAAUCAUGGUAGAAAUGUUGUCACCAAAAAGUCAAGACAAGGGGAUGAGCACUUUCAGGGCAGAGGCCCUGUCAAUGAAGACAACCAAAGGAAGAAGGAACCAGAACAAGAAUCUGACGACCACAAGGACAGUGUUAGUGACGCAUCAGGACAAUGGGGUGACCACUUCUGAAGGUCAGGACGCGAUGGUGACUACCAAAGGAACAGCAUCAACGGGAAAUAGAAAGGAAGAAAUGACCACAGCAGCCAGCCAGGAAAAGAGAACUUUCACCAAGACCAAAACAAAAGCCAAACCCAAAGUGAGGCUGGAGGAUCAGACACCCAAGCCGAGAGCCCAGGACACCACGCCCUCUACCCAUUUCCAGCGUCCCACCACACAAAGAGUCCAGAGACUGAAGGCCAGCAAUUUCAAAUCUGAGCCUCAGUGGGAUUUUGAGGAAAAUUAUAGCUUGGAAGUAGGGGGUCUCCAGACGACCUGCCCCGACUCUGUGAAGGUCAAAGCCUCCAGGUCACUGUGGCUCCAGAACCUCUUCCUGCCCAACCUCACCCUCUUCCUGGACUCCAGAAACUUCAACCGGAGCGAGUGGGACCGCCUGGAACACUUCGCACCGCCCUUCGGCUUCAUGGAGCUCAAUUACUCCUUGGUGCAGAAGGUCGUGGCACAUUUCCCUCCGGUCCCCCAGCAGCAGCUGCUCCUGGCCAACCGCCCCGGGGGGCCCCCCGAGUGCAUCAGCUGUGCCGUGGUAGGCAACGGGGGCAUCCUGAACAACUCCCGAAUGGGCCAGGAGAUAGACAGCCACGACUACGUGUUCCGACUGAGCGGAGCUGUCAUUAAGGGCUAUGAACAGGAUGUGGGGACUCGGACAUCCUUCUACGGCUUCACUGCCUUCUCCCUGACCCAGUCACUGCUCAUAUUGGGCCAUCGGGGUUUCCAGCACGUGCCUCUGGGGAAGGACAUCCGCUACCUGCACUUCCUGGAAGGCACCCGGGACUUUGAGUGGCUGGAGGCGCUGCUUCUGAAUCAGACUGUGAAGGGGAACUCCUUUUCCUGGUUCAGGCACAGGCCCCGGGAAGCUUUUCGGGAAGCCUUGCGAUUGGACAGAUACCUGUUGCUGCACCCAGACUUGCUCCGGUAUAUGAAGAACAGGUUUCUGAAGUCUAAGACCCUGAACACCGCCCACUGGAGAAUAUACCGCCCCACCACCGGGGCCCUCCUGCUGCUUACUGCGCUUCAGCUCUGCGACCGGGUGAGCGCCUACGGCUUCAUCACCGAGGGCCACGAGCGCUUCUCGGAUCAUUACUACGAUAAGACAUGGAAACCACUGAUCUUUUACUUAAACCAUGACUUCAGGUUAGAGAGGGAGGUCUGGAAGAAGCUGCACCAUGAGGGUCUGAUCCAGCUAUACCAGCAGCCUGUACCUUCCAAAGCAAAGAACUGA